This is a messenger RNA of Caenorhabditis sp. 36 PRJEB53466, 632 nucleotides long. NCBI's taxonomy places the organism in Eukaryota, Metazoa, Nematoda, Chromadorea, Rhabditida, Rhabditidae. The record is from the annotation of a GenBank genome assembly.
AUGUCCAUCUCCUCGGUCCCGCCGGUUCUAUGCCCCGUUCCGAUCCUCUUGGCGCCAACUCUCAGGGAUCCACUAGUUGUGGUUCAAUUCUGGAAACAUCUGCACAUGCACCAUAUGAGAAAGUUUGAAAACUACUGCUCCCGCGCCCGAAUGGUCCCCUGGAUCGGCGUGUUCCUCGACAUUCUCUACAUCAUCGUCUACGUGCUCAUUUUCUACGCUCACAUCGUGGACCCCGGCGACCUGGCCUACAUCCACUUGGUCCUAUAUUUCCGUCUGAUCGUCACGGUUCUCACGGCGGUCACCUGGGCGCUGCUCCUCGAAUUCCGACGCUUCCACGUAUCCUGGGCGGCGAGCAACUUGUGGUCCUGCUCGCUCAGCCGACCAAUUCUCAAUUUUCUCGAGCUCCUCCUCCUCGGCUACUGGAUCUUUGCGGAUCCUUUAAAGACCCUUGUCAUCAUUGGACUUUUGGCCAUUUGGAAUGCCGCACACUUUUUGGGUAAGCCAGUUUUGUCGUUUAGAACGUUUGUAAGACGCUAAAUUGUUCAGGAAUCGUGUACGUUUUGGUGUUCAUUGUGGCUCCAAUCGGUGCAUUUUUGGAGCAAGAGGAUCUGGAAGAAGAAGAAGACUCAUAA